GAAGUACAAACUUGGGAAAGAAAAAUAAAUCGAAAAUAGCCCAAAUUCUCUUUCUCUUCCUCUCGCUCUGCGUUCCUCAACUGGAAAAGAUACCAGUUCUGUUCUGCGUUAUCUGAUCACAGUACCUUGCUGACGAUCGAAGUUUCAUCUUCAUCAUAAAUGGCUAACAGAGCUCCAAUCCCAACUAGCAACUCUGCACUCAUUGCAAUGAUUGCAGAUGAGGAUUCAAUAGUUGGAUUUUUGCUUGCUGGAGUUGGUAAUGUGGACUUGAGACGAAAGACAAACUACCUCCUCGUAGACUCAAAAACAACUGUCAAACAAAUUGAGGAUGCAUUUAAGGAUUUCACGACAAGAGAGGAUAUUGCUAUAGUGCUGAUUAGUCAAUAUGUUGCAAAUAUGAUAAGGUUUUUGGUAGAUAGCUAUAACAAGCCAGUUCCAGCAAUCCUGGAAAUACCUUCGAAGGACCAUCCUUAUGAUCCUGCCCAGGAUUCAGUUCUUUCGCGAGUGAAGCACCUCUUCGCAACCGAAUCAGUGGCAUCUGGGAGGCGCUGAGCGCACAUGGCGAGUUGAUAUUUAUGUGCAAGCUAUGUUUUAUCCACCUUCAAUCUUGUAGUCUGGAUUAGAUCUUAUUUAUUUAUGCCUUCUAAAAUUGCUCCUGUUCUGUUUCUUUAGUCCUUUUGUUGCUACAAUUUGGGAGUAUCUUUUGGGCAGUGCCCUUUGAUUUCAAUAAAUGAUAUUACAAUGGGAAUUGCAAUA
Molecule: messenger RNA, 756 nt
Organism: Manihot esculenta (cassava)
Lineage: Eukaryota; Viridiplantae; Streptophyta; Magnoliopsida; Malpighiales; Euphorbiaceae
Product: V-type proton ATPase subunit F
Exons: 5
Coding region: 160-552 (130 amino acids)
Biological process (GO): proton transmembrane transport
Cellular component (GO): membrane; proton-transporting V-type ATPase, V1 domain
Molecular function (GO): proton-transporting ATPase activity, rotational mechanism
Source: RefSeq, a predicted model, not a curated record